Messenger RNA from Etheostoma spectabile (orangethroat darter), 1178 nucleotides. It is a transcript of the gene hebp2, whose product is annotated as heme binding protein 2. Bases 114 to 689 code for a protein of 191 amino acids. Lineage: Eukaryota; Metazoa; Chordata; Actinopteri; Perciformes; Percidae. Gene Ontology annotation, molecular function: heme binding. The record is from RefSeq and is a predicted model, not a curated record. Gene Ontology annotation, cellular component: cytoplasm. The transcript is spliced from 5 exons.
UAUGUAACAGGAAGUCAUAUAAAAUACUUCUAUUACGAAAACAAACGGGUUCCACACACUGUAGUUACAAAACGCUUGACUUUCAGACUGUUUUGACCACCUUCACACCAGUCAUGCUGAAAACUGUGGGGCAAGCUCUGUUCUCAACAGGACUGCAGAAUCCUAAAUACACAGCAGAGGAGAAAAAGGGACACGACUAUGAGAUCCGCACCUACCAUCCCACUAACUGGGUCAGCGUCUCUCUGAGUGGAAUGCAGUGGGAUGCAGCCAUAAGCGCCGGCUUCCGCAAACUCUUCAACUACAUCCAAGGCAACAAUAACAAGAAGGUGAAAGUGGAGAUGACGACUCCUGUGACGUGCCGCGUGGACCCUGGAGCCGGCCCCGCGUGUGAGUCUCGGUUCACCGUGUCCUUCUUCAUCCCAGAGGAGCAUCAGGACAGUCCCCCGGAGCCCAGCGACCCCGAGGUGUUCGUGGAGCACAGGAAAGAGUUUACUGCUUAUGUCAGGACAUUCGGUGGUUUUUCCAAUGACAAAAUGAACCGAGAAGAACUUCUGAAACUUAUGGAGAGCCUGCAGAGGGACGGCGUCCAAUACAUUGACAAGCCGUUCUACUCAGCCGGGUACGACAGUCCCUUCAAACUCAUCAACCGUAGGAACGAGGUCUGGGUCCUCAAGAAGGAGCAGGAGUAGGAGGUUUGAAGGUCGCGCUACACUCUAACCACUACAACUGUCUAAUAGUCCCGGUUUGGACUAAAAAAACAAUUAUAUGAUCAUUUAAUAACACUCACAACUCUCAUCAAUGUCCAAAGGGAGAGAAAAAUAAUUGCUACUAUAGGUAGGUUUAGAAAUGAAAUGAAAUGAAAUGGAAGUUUACAUACAUGAAUCCAUGCAUUAUUGUGUUUUACUUUAUUUCCUUUGACUAAAAGUUACUGAAUUACAGAAUACAAAUGAUUACAAGAACUGAAUCAUGAGGUCAUCAUAAAAAAAAAAAAAAAAGAACUGGAUACAGUGGGACAAUACUUCCAGCAGGUGGAGCAAAGUAGUCAGGAAACAUUUCUCUUAAUUGGGUCAUCUUGUCAUGACAAACACCACAAGUGCCUUUUUUUUAAUGAAUGCCUUGUUUAGAAUACGCUAACUGGCUAACUGUUAUUCAUUCAGAUACUCUUAAAGGUCGAAAAA